Molecule: messenger RNA, 926 nt
Organism: Camelina sativa (false flax)
Lineage: Eukaryota; Viridiplantae; Streptophyta; Magnoliopsida; Brassicales; Brassicaceae
Source: RefSeq, a predicted model, not a curated record
UUCUCUAUUGUAAUCAUUCCACAAAAACCAAAUCAUGAACUCUCAUCAUUACAAACCAAUCCUUCUUACAUUCCUCAUCACUCUUUUUCCCCUCCUCCAACUUCUAAGCCCUACCAAUGCGUUACCAUCCCCACCAAUAACAGCUCUUUACGCCUUCGGCGACUCUACGGUGGAUCCAGGCAACAACAAUUACAUCCUUACUCUUUUCCGGAGCAACCAUCCUCCCUACGGCAAAUCUUUCCCGGCACAACGCUCCACCGGAAGAUUCUCCGACGGAAAACUCGCCACCGACUUCUUAGUUUCCUCCUUCGGGAUCAAACCCACUUUACCAGCUUACCUAAACCCUUCGGUCAAACCCUUUGAGCUUUUGACCGGAGUUAGUUUUGCCUCGGCUGGAAGUGGUUUAGAUGAUCGUACGGCGAUGUUAUCGUUGACUUUGAACAUGGACAGGCAGUGGAGGUACUUCGAAGAGGCUGUGCGGAAGAUGAAGAGUUUGGUUGGAGAAUUGGAGACUGAUCGGAUGAUUAGGAAUGCUGUCUUCGUGAUUAGUGCGGGCACUAAUGAUAUGACUAAUAAUGUUACACUCGCGCUCCCGGGAGUUUCAUCUCUGUUUCGAAUUAUCAGGAUUUUCUACUUAGCAAAGUCGAAACUUUUGUCCAGAGACUAUACAACGCAGGAGCACGAAGGAUUACAGUAGCUGGACUACCACCAAUCGGAUGCCUUCCAGUGCAAGUAACAGUUGCUAGCUUCACUUCUCACAACUUCCAUCGUAGGACCUGUACGGAACACCAGAACGCUGAUUCUAGGGUUUACAAUCAAAAGCUACAGAGUCUAACCUUCCGUCUUAGUCAGAGGCUUAGAGGUUCCAAGGUUCUUUACCUUGAUAUCUACUCUCCGUUAAUAGACAUGAUCAAUUAUCCUCGUAA